Molecule: messenger RNA, 1574 nt
Organism: Lobosporangium transversale
Lineage: Eukaryota; Fungi; Mortierellomycota; Mortierellomycetes; Mortierellales; Mortierellaceae
Product: WD40-repeat-containing domain protein
Exons: 2
Coding region: 41-1549 (502 amino acids)
Molecular function (GO): protein binding
Source: RefSeq, a predicted model, not a curated record
CUCAUACAUUAAAAACAUCAUUCACAGAAAAAAAAAAAAAAUGGAAUAUAGACGGCUUGUGAGUGAUGCUCAUCUUAUGGUCCAAAAUUUCCUGCAGAGCCAGGGGUACAAUGAUGCGCUGAAAGCAUUCGAGAACGAGGCAAAAGUUGUGUUGGAGGAUAUUCCACAAAGCACCCCUCCACCUAAACCUCUUAUUGAAGUCCUAACGGAUAUUCGUAUGUCGCAACUGCAUAACCAACUUGGACAACUUAACUUACCAAGCUCAAUAGAGGAGCAAGAUUUAUCAGCUCCAGGAGAUGGCUCGAUGCCCGACACAGCGGACGAAGUAAUUCAAAAUUUACAUUCAGUGAAUAUUAUCUUUGCCAGGACAGCACAAGUGGCUGUGGCCCCUACAUGGCAAGAUCUCGAUCAGGAUCCUUCGAUGACAGUCAAGUUCAUCCCUGCUCUCGUCACCGCUGCUGCAGAUCGGACAGUGAAGUUUACAAUGCUCAAACAAAAGAAUACCAUUGAACAACAACAACAAAACACUAAUGACCAUGGUGACCAUCAACCAGGAGAGGUCUUCAAGAUUUGGCAACCUCAUAGUGGUGUAGCUCUCGAUAUUGAUUUCCAUCCACUAUUCCCAGAAUUGAUGUUGACCAGUGCUAUGGACAAGACUGUUGUCUUGACUAACACAGUUUUGGGUGAAGAACAUCAAAUCUUUAAGGAUCAUGCCAAGUUUGUCGUGCGGGCCAAAUUCGCCAUGGACGGAUCCCGAAUUAUCACUGCCUCCCAUGACAAGACGGUCCGUAUCUACAAGGCAAUUGAAGAAGAAGAGACAAAUAAUAGGAGUCAAGAGAAAAGACUCCCUCGUUAUGUCCUUGACAAGACAUUGACGUUCAAGGGCGCUGUCGAGAGUCUUUGUGUCCUUCCUUGGCCUUCAAACUCUGGCGUCAGCAGUGUGGACAAUGGCAUCUGCAAUGAAACUCGUCCACCUACGGCUGUAGUUGGAACAAGAGACGACAACUACUUGCACUAUAUUAAUCUAAGUGAUUACUCCGUCACAAAGUACAACAUGAACCUCAACAACGAUAACUGGGUCUCGUUUACCCCCAUGGAGAUCUCGGCUUCUCCUCACAAUAAUGGUGGUUACCUCUUGGUUUCAACUGAUUCCCCAACAGGUCGCCAGAUCUUGUUUCGAACUGGUUCUGCAUUGCAGCUUUUCAACUACUAUGGCGUCCCUACAGAUGGGUUCUCGACCCCUCGACAUGUCUGGGAUCGGACUGGCAAAUAUUUUUAUGUCACCGGAAACGACCACAAAAUUUACUGCUUGCAAGUGAACAAUGCCGAUGAUGGUGCCGCGGUAGCUACUGUUGCAGGAACACGCGGGACUAAACAAAGCCAUGAGCAAGCCAUUAUUAGAACUCUGGAGGGCCAUACUUCCGUUGUCAGAGGUCUAUACAUGGACUAUCAUAGAAAUAUGCUAGUGAGCUGUAGCUUUGACAAGACCGUACGUACUUGGGUCAAUUGUAACUUUCACAAUGCCACCAGUAUGGCGAUAGAUAUUUGAAAUGUAUAAAAUUAUACAGCUUUUC